CUGCUCCGGGCAGAUGUCUAGCUGUCUCUCUUCACCAGCAGAAUCUUCCUUCUCAUGGCUGUCUCAUCUUCGUUCUACCAUAAUGAAGCACAGGGGAAUUCAACCAAGCCAGUGAGAAUCACCGUGCUAGGCGGACACGACUUGAAAGGCGUGAAAGGAGAUGGUCCGGUUACCUUUGUACGUGCCGAGUACAAUGGCGUUAUCCUUGGUGACUCUUCAAAAGUAGAUGCUUCCCCAGAAGGAAAUGUGAAGUAUAAUUUCACCACCACCUUUGACUGCCAGCCGGACGGGCCACACACUCUGGAUGACAUUGCACACAAACCUUUAUUAUUCACUGUGAUUGAAGUCUUACCGAAGGAGAAGAAGCAGAAAGACGAGAAGACUGUGACCCUCAGUCAAGCCGCGAUGGACCUUCUGCCUCUCUUGGAAGGAUCGUGUGAAUUUAAUGCAACACUUCCGCUCUACCCUGUGCCUGGCUCUCCCCUGGAGACCCUCCGACCAGAGGCCAAGAGUAGAAAAAGGCAGCCAGGAGGAUGGAAUAGACUGAAUCUUAACCUAGAGACCUGCGGCUGGAUCAUGCUGGCCUAA
Molecule: messenger RNA, 588 nt
Organism: Elgaria multicarinata webbii
Lineage: Eukaryota; Metazoa; Chordata; Lepidosauria; Squamata; Anguidae
Product: cilia- and flagella-associated protein 70-like
Exons: 6
Coding region: 55-588 (177 amino acids)
Biological process (GO): cilium assembly; cilium movement
Cellular component (GO): motile cilium; extracellular exosome
Source: RefSeq, a predicted model, not a curated record